UUCAUGUGUCACUUCUUAAAAAAGCCAAAAGGACUCUUUAGGGCAGCCUGUGCUGCAUGUUGUUGUUGACAACUAUGCUAUUUGCUGGAGCAAAAGUUUCGUCUUGGUCCAGAACACCUUCUUAUGGGCCUUGUCGAUAUGAUAUACCUGUAUUAAAGAACAGUUCACGCGUCCUCACAGUUGAAUACUAAAGCUAUCCAGUGUGUUUCCAGCGGAGCUAGCGUUAGCCAGAGCUAGCGGCUAGUUUGUUGCCACAAAAGCAGUGAUGGAGUGGAUGGGCAACGGACGCCCGGUUUGUCCAGGAGAAGAAUCUGCGACAACUAGAGGAAAUAACCAUGUCCAAUCUCAUCAGCAGCAGUCCCUGUCAUCACAGCUUUGCGAUAGUGCAAUGGCAUCUCUUUGUCAGAGCCAGCAGAGCUGUGUGAAGGCCUCAGUCAUGUCUGGAUGGAGACUUGCUGAGGCCCAGGAUCAGUUGUGUUCCCUGGAGGUUCACAGCUCCGAAUCUGUGGAGCAGGAAAGGGCUCGGACCAGGGUCUGUCCCUCUGAACUCUCACACACAGAGCAGGAAUGGCAACGCAAGGAGAGCAUGUUGGGCAGUCUGGAGCCCAGCUGCAGCCCUGUCAUGGGAGUCUCUGCAAGCUGGGAUGUUUUUAACAAAAGUAUAAUUAAUGUUCAAUAUCCAAGUCAGCCUAUAGACCAGGAACAGGAGAGCUGCAAAACAUUUAUCCAAAAAUAUGAAGAAGAGCUUAGACAUUUUGGUAUGCUGCAUAGAUGGGACGAUAGUCAGCGCUUUCUUUCAGACAUACCUCACCUUAUUUGUGAAGAAACUGCAAACUUUUUAAUUCUAUGGUGUAUCACGUUACAACAAGAAGGGAAAGAAGCACUGAUGGCACAGGUAGCUCACCAAGCUGUGGUCAUGCAGUUUAUCCUGGAGAUGGCGUCAAACUCUAAUCAGGAUCCUCGAGGCUGCUUUAGACAGUUUUUUCAUAAAGCCAAAGAAGGAAGUAACGUCUACCAGGAAGUCUUCCAUUCAGAGUUGGAGGCCUUCAAAGUUCGAGUUAAGGAUUAUGCAUUCAAGUGUAAAGAGAAGUCAAUAAACAGUGCUGGGCAACAGAGAAGUGACCCUAAAGACUCUUUACCCUCAGUGGAAGAGUGCUCUAUGAAACAUGGACUAUGGACAAAUACAGUUAGGUUGACAAAGGAAGACAAUGCAGAAUCUGAGGAUAUUCUCAUGAUGGAAACAUCUUAAUGCAACUUCUCGCUCAAUGAAUGCCCCAAGUUCACACAGACCAGGAAUACAUGGCAUGGUUGGCUAGGCUGUGGUUGACAACUGAACAGAGCUUCCACUAGUUUACACUAAUCAAUAUUGCUGUUUUUGUGUAUGUGAGGUUGGUCUCUGAAUCCACUACUGGCUAGGCUUUUAGCUGCAUGACAACUAAGUGCCAUAGCUUUUAAUUCUAACCAUUGUUUUACUAUUUUUAUUACCCUUAUCAUCCUCAGACCUGACAAUGUAUAUUAUGUAUUCAUUAUAAUUACAUUAUAAUUGUAACUGAAUAAUCAUGGGUUCACAAUUCCAAAUUACAAUAUUUAUAACUUUUAUUAGCUUUGACUGCAUAAAAUAUAUGGAGAGUGUUGCUAUGGCACUAAGUUGACAUGAUGGACUCGGGUGAAUACUUCAUCUUGCAAUGAAUAAUCUAAAUGAAUCUACAACAAGCAAAGGAACUGUUUUGAUCUAAGUGUUUUUGGUGUGUUUUGAGUUUUAGGGUAGCACACAUUAAAACAGAAUCUCAUUUGGGGAAAAAUGAAUGCAGUCAAUGCUUUUGCAUCCUUCAAAGCAUUCAGCAUUUAAAUUGAUGUGAUGACAUAAUCUUAACUGCGCAUUAUUUCUUGAUAUGAGCAGUUCAUAAACCAAAUUUGCCCUUCUAAUUAAUUUGUAGGAUUUAUCAUUGAAACUGAGGGUGGAGGGUUAUUUUCCUUUUUUUUUUUUUUUUGGUCUGUUUCAUAAAAUGUAAUAUUUUUAUCAGCUGCUAAAACAUUGCUAAUAAAUAUUCAUUUAUCUUUUUUUCUUUUUUUUCUAAUCCAAUCAGUGUUCAGUAAACUCAGCGUAGGAUCUUUUCCGGUCACAUAAAAUUCCUCGUUUUGCUUGAAUUUUCAUUUGGGAUUUUUAGCCCAUCAGCUUUCCUUCUUUUAAACCAAUGUUUGCAUGUUCUUGCACAUGUGAUUUGCUUCACUAGGCAAGGCAUUUGAUAACCAAUCAGGAGAUUAAAGGAAUGGUUAGGACAAGGGAGGUAAAUUAACUGACAAAAACACCUGUAGCUGUGUUGAUCUUGCAGAAUACAUUGUCUGCAUUGGAAUGUGUCCAGCACUUUAUGCUUGCUUCUCAGAAAACUGUUCAAGUUUGUAGUCAUGUGUUUCACACAUUUUACAUUAAAAUAAAGUCUGCUUUGUUGUUGACCA
This is a messenger RNA of Boleophthalmus pectinirostris (great blue-spotted mudskipper), 2457 nucleotides long. RefSeq names its product cell division cycle 37-like 1 (gene cdc37l1). Lineage: Eukaryota; Metazoa; Chordata; Actinopteri; Gobiiformes; Gobiidae. Gene Ontology annotation, molecular function: protein-folding chaperone binding; heat shock protein binding. Gene Ontology annotation, cellular component: cytoplasm. Bases 266 to 1249 code for a protein of 327 amino acids. The record is from RefSeq and is a predicted model, not a curated record. Gene Ontology annotation, biological process: protein stabilization; protein folding. The transcript is spliced from 7 exons.